Messenger RNA from Teleopsis dalmanni, 1438 nucleotides. Its product is annotated as PI-PLC X domain-containing protein 3. Gene Ontology annotation, molecular function: phosphoric diester hydrolase activity. The coding region runs from base 77 to 1090 and encodes 337 amino acids. The transcript is spliced from 3 exons. Gene Ontology annotation, biological process: lipid metabolic process. NCBI's taxonomy places the organism in Eukaryota, Metazoa, Arthropoda, Insecta, Diptera, Diopsidae. The record is from RefSeq and is a predicted model, not a curated record.
ACAUUACUGUAAUCGAUAAUUAUCGGAAUCAACUGCUGGCCUUGCAAUUUUUUUUUAAGUACAGAAUAGUUGAAAAAUGCAUAACGCUGACUGGAUGACGAAGUUGCCACCACAUCUACGAGCGAUGUCAAUUGUUUAUUUAGCAAUACCAGGCUCACACAAUUCAAUGACAUACGGCAUAUCAAAUCACUCUAAGAUCGCUGGUGAUGCCACUAAAGUAAUGCGUUAUUUAUAUCAUGUAUUUCCAUGGUUUGUACGUCGUUGGGCGAAAACACAGGCAGCAACAGUCGUUGAGCAACUAAGGUUAGGUGUUCGUUAUUUCGAUUUACGUGUUUGCUUGAAAGACGAUGACUUUUACUAUACACAUGCAGUUAUUUCAAUGGAUGUAACUAAACCGCUUUAUUAUAUACGAGAGUUUCUUAGUAAACAGCCAGGAGAAACUGUUAUACUAGAUUUCCAACACUUUUAUGAUAUGAAUGCUGUUGACCACAUGAGACUCCAAAAAAUGUUGAUACAAGUUUUUGGAGAUAUGCUGUAUAAGCCCUCAGACGGACCACUACUUAAAUGUACACUGAAUUAUUGCACAAAGUUCCGUAAACAAGUGAUUAUUGUUUACAGAUAUAAUUCGAAUGCAUUACAUAAAGAUUUUUGGCCUAGCAAAAGCGUUUAUACGCCAUGGCCAAAUGUGUGUUCUAUAAAACUUCUCAAAGAGUUUCUUCAGCACAGCCUAAUGUCACGUCCACCAACAGAUGGCUACGUAACACAAGUCGUAUUAACACCAGAUGCCAAAUAUAUUAGCUUACGAUUUUAUUCACGAUUAAAGACCACAGCAAAAAGAGUUGAUAGGAAAAUGAUUCCUUGGAUUAGUGAACAGAUUCCCGGACCUUAUACAUGUCGUAUUCCAAAAGUCAAUAUAUUAAUUGGAGAUUUCAUUGAAUUAAAUUCUGCAGCUUUCUGCAAUACAAUCAUACAAUUAAAUGAAAAAAUACAAAUUGAUUUUACGACGCAAGUUGAAUGUCCAGAAAUACGUACAGGCAGAAUUGACCAUUUGGACGAUUCAAUUUAUUAUGAUGACUUUAAAGAAGGUUAAAUCUAGCUCAGUGUAAAAUCAAUUUGAUGAAGAGUGAAUAAACCGUUGAAAAAUGGUGGCUUUUAUCAUUACUAACACAGCUUCAAUGAAACACGUACCUGCAAUAUUAAGGCAAAUUAUUACACACUUUUAUAUAAGAGUUAUACUAUUUUUAUAUAUGCGUUUAUUAUGCAUUUUUAUGAUAUAUAAUCAGCCGAUGUUAUAUAUUAAGUUUUUAGCAGAACUUUUUUUUAAAAAUGGUUAUAAUGAUCAUUGCAUGAUUAUUGAUCAUUUAUAACCGAAAAUUUAACAUACUAAUUAAGGUUACGUAUUGUAUAAUAGUAUGAAGAAUAAUGGGUAUAAUAUGUA